Molecule: messenger RNA, 1001 nt
Organism: Ornithorhynchus anatinus (platypus)
Lineage: Eukaryota; Metazoa; Chordata; Mammalia; Monotremata; Ornithorhynchidae
Gene: YIPF5
Product: Yip1 domain family member 5
Exons: 6
Coding region: 174-947 (257 amino acids)
Biological process (GO): vesicle fusion with Golgi apparatus; endoplasmic reticulum to Golgi vesicle-mediated transport; regulation of ER to Golgi vesicle-mediated transport
Cellular component (GO): membrane; trans-Golgi network
Source: RefSeq, a predicted model, not a curated record
UCCUCCAGGCGGGGAGCCGGCCGGGUUUGCGGCUGCGCAAACGGCCGUGACCCGGAAGCUGUUCUUCGGCCCGGUGACACGUAGCAACGGGACCGGUCACGGGCGUCUGCCGCUGCACCGGGGCGGGGGGGGGGGGGCUAUUUUCUGGCCGCCGCAGCGCCCGAUCGUUUGCAAUGUCAGGGUUUGACAACUUCAGCACGGAUUUCUACCAGACAAGUUACAGCAUCGAUGACCAGGCCCAGCAGUCCUACGAUUACAGCGGAAGCGGGGGACCGUAUAGCAAACGGUAUCCCGGCUGUGAGCUACCCCAGCAAGGAGGCUUCGUCCCUCCAGACAUGAUGCAGCCCCAGCAGCCGUACACGGGACAGAUCUUCCAGCCGGCGCCGGCCUACGCUCCCGCCACGCCCCAGUCUUUCUACGGAAGCAACUUCGAGGACGAGCCGCCCCUCCUGGAAGAAUUAGGAAUCAAUUUUGACCACAUCUGGCAGAAAACAUUAACAGUCCUCCACCCGUUAAAAGUAGCAGAUGGCAGCAUCAUGAAUGAGACGGAUUUGGCCGGGCCAAUGGUUUUCUGCUUAGCCUUCGGAGCCACGUUGUUACUGGCUGGCAAAAUUCAGUUCGGCUACGUAUACGGGAUCAGCGCGAUCGGCUGCCUAGGAAUGUUUUGUCUUUUGAACCUGAUGAGCAUGACGGGGGUCUCGUUCGGCUGCGUCGCCAGCGUUCUCGGGUACUGCCUUCUUCCCAUGAUCCUCCUUUCCAGUUUCGCUGUGGUGUUUUCAUUGCAAGGACUGGUGGGAGUUCUCCUGACUGCUGGAAUUAUCGGCUGGUGCAGUUUUUCGGCUUCCAAAAUCUUUAUCUCCGCCUUGGCCAUGGAUGGACAGCAGCUUCUGGUCGCAUACCCUUGUGCUCUGCUCUACGGAGUCUUCGCCCUCAUCUCUGUGUUCUGAACUGAGUAUCUUGGAAAUCGGACACCAGUGGGCCAAAUACAGAAAUAUAGAAAU